CUGUUUUGUACUCUUAGUUACCUUUCCUGUAUUGCAGCAUCUGCUUAGCUCUUAUUUGGCUUUUAUUAGUAGUAGCUGACGUGUAGGAGGAGGAACAGAAACUGGUACUUGAUUAGCAGAUCUUGGAAGCAGGGACACCACCUGAGGAAGUCUGCAAGAGGUGGUCAACCAGCAGCAGUCACAUCUCCUUUAUGGAUUCAGGCUAGCAGGAACAGCCUGGUGGGGUCCAUCUUGGAUAGACGCGGAUGAUGCCAGAGCUAUGACAGGGAUUGCAGUCUUGGCACUGAGGGGUGAUCAAUUAUGGAACAACUACAGGAGGAAGUACCUGAGGUCAAGGAAGAGGAAGAGGAAGAGGCAGUGAUGGUGGCAAGGGGAGCUUCAGACCCAACUGGAGGACCAGACAGCUCGCUGCCUUCAAGCAGCUACACAGACCUGUCACAGAGCUCCUCUCCCUCGCUGUCGGACCAGCUGCAGAUGUGCUGCGAGGAGGCGGCGCUGGGAGCGCUGAACGUGGAGUGCAGGGUCUGCGGAGACAAAGCCUCGGGCUUCCACUACGGCGUGCACGCCUGCGAGGGCUGCAAGGGGUUCUUCCGCCGGACGAUCCGCAUGAAGCUGGAGUACGAGAAGUGUGAGAGGAGCUGCAAGAUUCAGAAAAAGAACCGAAAUAAGUGCCAGUACUGCCGCUUCCAGAAAUGCCUCUCGCUGGGCAUGUCACACAAUGCAAUCCGCUUCGGGCGCAUGCCAGAGGCAGAGAAGAGGAAGCUGGUGGCAGGGCUGACGGCGAGCGAGAUCAGCUGCCAGAACCCACAGGUGGCUGAUCUGAAAGCUUUCUCCAAGCACAUCUACAAUGCCUACCUGAAGAAUUUCAACAUGACCAAAAAGAAGGCAAGAGGUAUCCUGACCGGGAAGGCCAGCAGCACCCCACAGCCUUUUGUGAUCCAUGACAUGGACACCUUGUGGCAGGCGGAGAAGGGGCUGGUGUGGAAGCAGCUGGUGAAUGGCAUCCCCCCCUACAAGGAGAUCGGGGUGCACGUCUUCUACCGCUGCCAGUGCACCACGGUGGAGACGGUGCGGGAGCUCACCGAGUUCGCCAAGAGCAUCCCCAGCUUCAUCGGCCUCUACCUGAACGACCAGGUGACCCUGCUCAAGUACGGGGUGCACGAGGCCAUCUUCGCCAUGCUGGCCUCCAUCAUGAACAAGGACGGGCUGCUGGUGGCCAACGGCAACGGCUUCGUGACCCGCGAGUUCCUGCGCAGCCUGCGCAAGCCCUUCAGUGAGAUCAUGGAGCCCAAGUUUGAGUUUGCUGUGAAGUUCAACGCGCUGGAGCUGGAUGACAGUGACCUGUCCCUGUUUGUGGCUGCCAUCAUCCUGUGCGGAGACCGCCCUGGCCUGAUGAACGUGAAGCAGGUGGAGGACAUCCAAGACAACAUCCUGCGAGCGCUGGAGUUCCACCUGCAGUCCAACCACCCGGAUGCCCAGUACCUCUUCCCCAAACUGCUGCAGAAGAUGGCUGACCUGCGACAGCUGGUGACAGAGCACGCCCAGCUGGUGCAGAAGAUCAAGAAGACAGAGACAGAGACAUCUCUGCACCCACUUCUGCAGGAGAUCUACAAGGACAUGUACUGAGGACCUGUUAUUUAUGAGAAUGAAGCCAUGGAUUCCCAUCAAGACUCUUUGUAAAGAAACAAAGAAAACCCUUCCCAGUGUCUUCCAUUUCUCCUACUGGAAACUCUUUUCUAUGUGACCCUGACAUACGGUACAUAGGGCAAGAUUCCGUCAGGAUUUGCAGCUGCCUCCUGCUCGGCCAGGGCUUCCAUUAACACACACUAACAAAUCUGCAAAGCUGCUGUUCCCAUUCCUAUGGCCCAGCUCUGGCUGCUGCUGGAGCAAAGCAGCCACCAGGUUUACAUGGCUCAGGCAGGAAGGUCACUGUGGCACCUCAGGUCCCCAGGGUGGGGAGCUCUUGGUCCUUAGGAGGGCCAAGGGGGUGCAGGGGCCAGCAGGGCCCACAGCAGCACUUAUGGUGUGUCUGUGCUCUCUUGUUCAUUUGCACUCCCAAGGACGUGGUCCUGAGCCAUGAAGUCUGGGACAGUGUGAUGAAAGGAUGUUUCUCUCUUUCCCAAAGAAAAGCUGGAGUAUUUGAACACAGGUCGGGCUGUCCCACAGCUGCAGCCCCGCCAUGCUCUGCAGUGUGUUCUGUCUCCCAGCAGGACUGUGUAAACUCUGCCUUCCCAGGUGCAGUGUGGGAGCCUUUGCUCCUGGCACCCUCAUUCCUUAGGGAACGUGUCCCUUGGCACCUCAGUGUGAGAGGCUGGGAUGGGGAAGUAGGAGGGAAAGGAUUGGACUCCUUAACAUUCGCCUUCAGAGCAGUGGCACAGAAUCCAUGGCUUCCACAGGCUGUUCUGCACAGACAUGAUUAUGAAAUUGGUGUGUGGAGGGUCAAGGGCCUUGAGGUGGUCACAGUUUGGUGUCUUGCCUCAGUUUCCCCUCAGAAAGGGACCUGGAUUGUCACAUGCUGUCUGCUCAGAGCAGGAGCAUGAGGAUCUGUCAGUGCAUUGGUUGCAGAGCUUUGCAGCUGUAAAUGCCAAGGAUUUAUAAACAGGGAGGGGGUGAUUGGGGUGCUCUCAAUGGUCAGGAGCUCCCCAGUGAGCGUGGCUGUGUCAGGGAAGCUUCCAUUCCUCCUCUGCCACUGUUCCCAAGAGUGGGAACAGCUCCAGGCAUAGGGGUCUGCCUGAAGCCAGCAUCAUUCUGUGAUUUUGCCUCACAACUUCUCACAGCUGUAGUGAAACACCACCGUGCUGCCUGGGCCAGGCCAGGCCCCUGGUGUGGGGUUUGUGUCACUUGGGCUUCGGGCAGGGGGAGGAUGGACCUUUUCAGUUUCCCUUUUCAGG
Ficedula albicollis (Collared flycatcher) is the source of this 2891-nucleotide messenger RNA. RefSeq names its product peroxisome proliferator activated receptor delta (gene PPARD). Bases 301 to 1626 code for a protein of 441 amino acids. Gene Ontology annotation, molecular function: RNA polymerase II cis-regulatory region sequence-specific DNA binding; zinc ion binding; nuclear receptor activity. Gene Ontology annotation, biological process: hormone-mediated signaling pathway; regulation of lipid metabolic process; negative regulation of inflammatory response. The record is from RefSeq and is a predicted model, not a curated record. Gene Ontology annotation, cellular component: nucleus. Lineage: Eukaryota; Metazoa; Chordata; Aves; Passeriformes; Muscicapidae. The transcript has 7 exons.